AUGCCCGAGUCGGUGCUUUCAUCCACUCUCCACAUGGCUCACGGCGUCCUUCACCAUCUUCACAGGCGAAAUGAGCAGCAGUGUUGUAUCUGGGCACUACUUACAUGGAACUUGGCAGUAAAGAGUCAGGUUAAGUGGGGAGCCAACCUACGGAUGAGGAUGUUAGGUUUGCUGAGCGCGGGCUCGAACGUGUUCGCAAUGAUUUGGCCGAACGGAGAAAGGCAAUUGAGAGACUGGCGGCAUCACAAGAACGCAUAUUCUCGAGUUAGUUCGGUGCACAAACUACUUGCGCUGUGUGAUUAUAAGCCCAAGUCAGAUGCCAGCUGGAUCUCUCGAGUGAUGCCAACGUUUGGUGGAAACAGUGAACUUGGUGCAGCGAGUCAAGAAAUGAAUGGGCCUAUUGACGCUUGA
This is a messenger RNA of Somion occarium, 411 nucleotides long. Lineage: Eukaryota; Fungi; Basidiomycota; Agaricomycetes; Polyporales; Cerrenaceae. The record is from the annotation of a GenBank genome assembly.